AUGGGGCUGGGCGGAGGAGACCUUGCCGGAGGCGGGCGCGACGCGCAGGACACUGGGGCGGACCGAGGCCAGAACCAAGAGCGACGCCAGGCGGUUCCGGGCAACGCAGAGCGGGGGAAGGAGACAACGAACGGUGUGGACGGAUCUCCGGCGGAGCACUGGGCAGCGCAGGAAGUAGGAGGGACUGAGAGACCGACGACGCGGAAACAAACGAGAGAACACCGAGAGAAGCGGGAAGAAGGAACGGCAGACCCAGGAGACAUAGAGGAGAGCGGCGAAACGCGCGAAGAGGCGAAGAACGUUGAGGAUAACGGGUCCGGUGAGCCAAGAGUGGAGAGGGAAGGCGAAGACGAUCGUGUCAAGCAGGCGACGAUGGCGAGGACAGGAAAGCUACAGGGUGGAGGUGAGACCCGUUCGGAAGCGCCGAGAGCGAGGAAGGGGGCCGUCAGUAGGAACGCAGAGGACGCGCCAGCCACCCAAAGGUUGGACGGGACGGAAGGAGAGGCGGCCUCACGGACGAAGGCAGAAAUGGAGAGUCCGGACGAUGUUGCACGAAAGAGGCGGACGGCAGACGGAGCAGCAGACGAUGAAAAGAAUCAGAGAGAGAACGAGUCAGGCGGAGCAGACGCUGUGCGCGAGAGGCACGGCUUGGCACCGCGGGGCUACGCCUUGAGAGAGCGAGGAUCUCGAGCGCCGAAGCCGUGGGAGAGGCGAGGCGAGAGGGAGCGCAACUGGCUGGGGUCCGAAUCCGGCGAACGCAUGCAACGCCGGGACGAAGGACGCGGCACAAAGUACGCAAGCAAAGAGAACGGAGAAGCGAUGGACGGGAGAGGCCGUGCAAGGCCGCCACGUGAGAUCAGGACGCGACCGGCGAGGUCUGGAGAACUGGAGACGGAGGCAAGCAGUGAGCGAAGGCAACGGGGGAUCCAGGCCAGGAGUGGCCGGUGCACAGCUCGCGGCAGAGACGGAGUUCUGUCGAAUCGCGCUGCCACAGAAACUGAGUCUGAGAUGAGAGAGAAGAGAAAGGAAGAGGCCGGAAGGAGAGGGACGCGGCGACACGACACGCCGGGGGAAGAGGAAGGAAUGAAGAAGAGGAAGCGAGAGACGGGAUCGGACGGGAGCAUCUCUUCGAAACGCGGCAGCAGCACUCUUUCCUUUCCGUCUUCAAGGGGAACAAACGAGGAGGACCGUUCUGCCGAAAAAGCCCGGGCUUCAGUUGCGGGGCGACAUGCGCCAACCCGGCACGGAAGAGAGGCUGAGAGCUCCGGAAAGAGAGGACGGUCUUGCUCGGCUUCGGCGCCGGACUCUCCCUCACUUCCUUCGCUCCUUUCCUCUUCACCGUCGUCGUGUUUCCAAAGGAGAGGUCAGCUGCAUGCACGGCGACAGGCGCACAGGGGAACGCCUUCCGACUCGAAGAGCGUUUCGCUUUCGUCUUCGCCGUGCUCGGGCGACGCGAGCGAAGACAGAGGCACAUGCAGGGUUUCCGCUGACGUCAUUGGCGGAUUUCCGCGGGAGUCGUUCGAGCGCUUUGACCAGCCGUUCCUUCGCGUCGAACUCACAGAAGUCUCUGCUCGGAACCGAUGGAAAGCAACUGCCGCCUAUGAGGACAAGAUUCAGUCGUUCCUGACGGAGGGCAUCGCACGGUCGACGUGCUUCCGACGCGAGGCCCCGUCGUCACUCACCAUCUGCAAGCAGUACGACUGGAAGAAUCACCAGGCCAUGUUCGAGGACGAAGACAGAACGACGUACUACCGAAACGCGAUCUGCUGGCGAGGCUGGGAUCUGCGCGAAGCCGAGCGACUCGCGCAGAGCCGCAAAGUGCAUGCGUCGGCGGGCGCAGAGAGCCCCAGAGGUGGGCGCAGCGGAGACGAGCCUCGAGAAGGUGGAGUCCGAGAAGGGGAAGAUCGAAGCGAGGGUGGAGAAGCCGAGAACAAGAACGCCGACGCACCUGGUGGAGGUCUGCAGCGUGCAGGCGGCCGGGCAGAGGCGAGAAGGUGCGAGGGGCUCGAGAGGACGGAAGGCUGCAUCCAGGGAGAAGCGAAGGUGGAACGGCCGGAUGAGCGGCGACGGAGCAACGCCCCGCGCCAUGACGAAAGAGGGGAGGUUGCGAGUGUCUCGGGAACACACAGCGCGGACGCGGAUGAAGAGAGCGAACGGGAAGACGACGGCGUUGUCGACGUGAAGUCUUACAGACUGUGCACCGACACAAUGGGAGAAGACGAAGCCGGGAGCGUCCACGGCAAGAGAGGUCGGACGUAUGUCCAGGGGAAGCGCGUGCUCGAGAUUGGGACGGGGCCGAUCGCCCUCCUCGCCGUCCUCGCAAUCAAGGCAGGCGCCGAGUACGUCGAUGCGCUCGAGGUCAGCAGGACUUCGGCCUCGCUCGCGACUUCUUUUGUGAGACAGUUCGGCUUAAAUGCGAGCUCCAGUCGGUACCGGCAAGCGUCGGGCAUCACCUCGUGCGCGGCCCCUCCGCGGGACUCAGAACGUUCUCCUCUUUCGUCUUCUUCCUCUCCGGCACCCGCGGGUCACGCGACAGCUCCUUCCUCGCUCACAGUCGCUCCCGCCGUCCUUGGCUCGACUGCACUCGAGGCUUCUCCAGGCUUGGUUCCCGAGCGGGUCGGGCUGUCUCGCCAUUCCUCUUGUCUCUCUUCCGUGCCUUCCAGCGCGUCGGUUUCCUCGCGUUCUUCGCACCUUUCGCCUGACUCCGAGGCAGCCGGUCCCUCUGCGCCGGCGACGAGAUCCGCGGGCGUCCCGACGGACACCGGACCUGGCGCGCUUUCAUCUUCUUUUCACCUCGCCGCUUCUCCGGUUUCUUCCCCCUUGAGCGUUUCGCUUUCUCCGGACUCGUCCGUUUCUCAGGAAGGCUCUUCCCUACCUCUCCCUCCCGCCUCCCUUCCCUCUGCCUCCGCGUCUCCUCUUGUCGCAAAAGGCGCCCCGUCGAACUCUGUCCCCGGCACUCACCUGUCGUCCGCCUCUUCUUCCGUAGCUGCCGCACCUGCGACUCUCCCUUCGCUGCUUCAGCCCCCGCCUCUCCCUUCUCCGUCCUCCCCACUGCCUCAAUCGCUUUGUGGGGACGGUGCUGACUCUGCUGCCCUGGCCCCGACCGCAGCCUCGCUUCCCACGCUGUCGCCUGGCUCUUCUGUCUCCCAGUCUUCUCCAGCCCCGAGGGCUCAAGCACCCUCGUCUCCCGCCGAGCCCGCGUCCUCUUCAGACAUGCUAUCUAUUGGCUGGCGCUCCUCGCCCCACGCGUCUUCGUCUUCGUCUUUGCAGAAAGCGUCGCAGAUGCGAGGACGGAAAUCUCCGCCUUCUGCUGCCUCGCCGCCUUCUGCUGCCUCUCCGCCGUCGCUUUCACGGCCCGACCCCCUCGUCAUCCACAGCACCUACAGCAAACUCUUCCCGCUCCCGCCGCCUCAUCUCGCUCCGAAACUUGGCCAAGCCUUCCCGGCCGCUUCGCUCUCGCGCUCGUCCCCGUCCCGGUCGCCUUCUCCGUCUUCGCCCUCUUCGUUUCCCUGCUACUACGACAUGAUCAUCCACGAGAUUCUCGGCGACUUCGCCUCCCAAGAAGGCGCUGCGGAUGUCUACCUCGACAUCCAGCGCAGACUCGGCUACUGCCCCAAGUCAAUCCCCACAGCAGCGACGACCUGCGUCGCACCCUGUGCCUUUCCCACGAGGGAAAACGUCCCGUACAAGGUUAGCCUGCAGUUCUCCUCUCUUCUUCUCUGCGACAGCCUCCUGCCUAUGGAGCAGCUGCGCUUCGAAGAGCCCAUGGACCGUCAAAUGCUUCAGCGGCGACGACUGGAGUUCACGGUUACACGAAAAGGCCAAUUUGCGGGUUUCCUUGCCGCCAUUGACGUCGAGAUUCGACCGGGGAGACACUUUGGGACGGUGUUCGAGCAGCAGUGCGACAGCUGGUACACGAACGUCGUUCUGUUGGGGAAGGAGAUCGAAGUUCGCCCUCGAGACAAAAUCACGCUCUUCACCGUCGCCGACUUGAAAAACUACCAGAUCGAAACUGUCUCGCAGAACGUGGGGAAGAAAAAGCAAGCUGUGCCGCUCGAAGUCUCGCGCCCCACUUACACGUUUCAGGGUUAUGUCGAGCGUCACCGCCGAGGCGUCAUUGCCGAGUUUGGUCCCAUUCUCAUCGACUACGACGAGCAGGCGUCGUGUAUUCGGAUCGAGUAG
Messenger RNA from Neospora caninum, 4182 nucleotides. RefSeq lists its product as hypothetical. Bases 1 to 4182 code for a protein of 1393 amino acids. The record is from RefSeq and is a predicted model, not a curated record. Lineage: Eukaryota; Apicomplexa; Conoidasida; Eucoccidiorida; Sarcocystidae. The transcript is spliced from 8 exons.